Messenger RNA from Prosopis cineraria, 3199 nucleotides. RefSeq names its product ubiquitin carboxyl-terminal hydrolase 17-like. Gene Ontology annotation, cellular component: nucleus; cytosol. Gene Ontology annotation, biological process: protein deubiquitination. The record is from RefSeq and is a predicted model, not a curated record. The coding region runs from base 339 to 3041 and encodes 900 amino acids. The transcript has 12 exons. Gene Ontology annotation, molecular function: cysteine-type deubiquitinase activity; cysteine-type endopeptidase activity. NCBI's taxonomy places the organism in Eukaryota, Viridiplantae, Streptophyta, Magnoliopsida, Fabales, Fabaceae.
AACGACAAAGGGAGCUGUCUCUCGUAUAUUCGCAAUCGACCGUCUCAGUCUUACGCUAAAAUCAAUUUUAGAGCCAAGCCCAAUUUUUCUCACCCCACUCUACGCGCCCCCGCCCUUCCUUCUCCUCUCUGUUUCAAGAAUCCAGAUGCCCCUACUCUUUUCUCACCUCUAUCAUUCCUCCCAUUUCCCUUCCCAAUUUCCCCAUUUGCCCCUCCUUUUCCCUCCUCCUCCUCCUCCUCCGCCACCCGCCACCGUCGCGUCUCUAGUUUGUUCCCCUCCGCUGCCACCUCUGUCCUCGACAAAUCUAUGUAUAGCAAGAUUGCCAUUUUCUGCAUUUUAUGUUCUGGCCUGAUCCUGGGUGCUGGAUAAAAGAUAUGUUCAUCCUUGAGCUAUUAGGGUUUCAGGGCGUACUGUAUGUCUUCUUGUUGGUCACUUUUUUGGUGAUUCGUCCCAUGUGGAGGAAUGCAGAGGUCAGAAAAGAGGAGAUCAUAAGGCUCGUCGAUAUGGCGUCUCAAGAGGCCGCUAUCGCAGCAAUGGAGGCUUCAGCGGACUCUAGUUUUGUUCCAGUUUCUUGUGGGUAUCAAUGUGCCGUCUGUUAUUCCCCGACUACCAUGCGCUGCUCUAAGUGCAAGGCUGUUCGCUACUGUUCUGGUAAGUGUCAAAUUAUUCACUGGAGACAAGGUCACAAGGAUGAAUGUUCUCCUCCAAUUAUCUCUGUGCCACUCAAAGAGGAAAGUAAUUCUAUCAGGGUUGCAGCAUCACUGACAGAGUCUGAUGCCUGUGGCUCUGAAGGAACAUGUGCUGGUACUGCAUCUUCCAAUAAUUUUUAUUCCAGCUUUAAUCCAUCUGUUGCUGAAAGCAAAUCAUCUGACGUUGAUUCUCAUAGCAGAUUGGCUAAACCUGUAUGUCAUAAUAUGCCUGAGGCUUCUUCUCAUAUUGUUGAGACAGUGCUGACAACCUCUCUUCCCAUAGACUCUAGAAGUUCAGUGAACAUUCAAACUAAACAUUCUAGUGCAAGCAAAAAAAAUAAGAUAAAUUCUUGUCAUGUUUCUGAUGAUACUUCUUUUAAAUCAAAACUGCCAAAAAUCAAGACCGACAAAUCUCAUGAUGCAGCAGCAAAUUUUGUUGGCCAUGUGCACAAAAGACAAGUUUCUACUGUUGAGAAAUCAGCAACAGAUGCCUCUAAGGGCAGACCCUUGCCUCCCAUGAAUUCAAAUUCAGAGGCUAUAGCUGAUAACGAAGUAGAAGAAUCACGUUUAUCCAAGUAUAGAGACAUAAAAAUAUCUCCAAAUGGUGCCCAUAUUCUAUCAUUGGCUACUAAGUCUGAAGAUUAUCGUGCCUUGCUGGCAAAAGGGGGAGGUAUGCAAAACCUACAGCAAAAUGUUCGUAAUGGCUUGAAAACAUCCAUGCGAAAAGUGGUCCAGCAGUUUAAAAGCUCCAGAGAUUCAGCGUCUAGUCUUAUAUCCAUUGAAAAUGAGAUGGGCUUUCCUUAUGAACUCUUUACAGAACUUUACUGUUAUAACAAGGUGGAGCUAUACCCCUUCGGCCUUACAAACUGUGGGAACAGCUGUUACGCUAAUGCUGUUCUCCAGUGCUUGGCAUAUACUCGGCCAUUAACUUCUUAUUUCUUUCAUGGGCUACAUUCCAAACAAUGUCAGAAGAAUGGAUGGUGUUUUAUCUGUGAAUUUGAAUACUUAAUUCAGAAGGCCAAAGAAGGGAACAAUCCACUUUCUCCCAUUGGGAUAUUAUCUAAAAUACACAAGAUUGGAAGCCGCCUUGGACAUGGAAAGGAGGAAGAUGCCCAUGAAUUUUUGAGGUGUGCAGUUGAGACCAUGCAAUCCAUUUGCCUUAAGGAAGCUGGCGUCUCAACUCCAUUGGCAGAAGAAACAACCUUAGUUGGGUACACUUUUGGGGGCUAUCUUCGAUCUAAGAUAAAGUGCUUAAGGUGCCUUGGUAAAUCUGAGAGGUAUGAGAGAAUGAUGGAUCUUACUGUUGAAAUUGAUGGGGACAUUGGAACACUGGAGGAUGCUCUUGGACAAUUUACUGCACCAGAAAUCUUGGAGAAAGACAACAAGUAUCACUGUGGGAGAUGUAAAUCAUACGAGAAAGCCAGGAAGAAGUUGACAGUAUUGGAGGCACCAAAUAUUCUUACGAUUGUAUUAAAAAGAUUUCAGUCUGGUAAUUUUGAGAAGUUGAAUAAGACGGUGCAGUUCCCUGAGGUUCUGAAUUUGGCUCCGUAUAUGAGUGGAACAAAAGAUAAAUCUCCAUUAUACAGCCUUUAUGCUGUGGUUGUCCAUUUGGAUAUCAUGAAUGCUGCAUAUUCAGGCCACUAUGUCUGCUAUGUGAAGAACUUUCGGGACGAAUGGUUUAGGAUUGAUGACAGCAUGGUAACACCCGUUGAACUGCAUACAGUUUUAUCAGAAAGGGCAUACAUGCUUCUUUAUGCAAGGCACUCUCCAAAGCCCCCAGUGUCAAUAACUAGCAAUGCAAUCUCCUCUGGAAAGUACAAGAGAAGGAACUUGGAGGCCAUUCCUGCUUCUAAAACUAGAUCCAACUCCAUGGCUGGAAAUGGAUUUCCUCCCACCUCACAGCCUAAGCAAGGCAAGCACCCUCACCGGAAUGCCAGUGAAGGUCCCAUGAGCAACGAGUUUGUAUAUCCGGAAGAAUGGAGAUUCCCCUACGGGAAACGAAAUGCAAUAGUUGAUUCUUCUAGCGAGAGCUCUUCCCUUUUCAGCUCCUCGGACGCAAGUUCUUGUAGUACGGCUAGUACCAAGGACUCUGGCAAUAGUGCUGAGUUCUCCGACUACAUAUUUGGUGAGAUGGCACACAAUUGGGACACUCGCUAUGGGCUCUCAUCAAAUUCAGUCACAUACUGUGAAAAUUGGGGCACAGAUUGUUUAGUGGGUAGUAAUGAUCCUUGUAUGAGGCCGAGGCAGGACUCAGAAUUAGAAGAUAAUACAGUUUUUCAUGCUAACAGGAACAGAAGUCAUGGUGGCAGUAGGGGGAGUGACCUUAAAAGAUAUGUCUCUGCUAACCAUUGACAGAUUCUGGUGUACAUGUGAGAAGAACCAGUAGGGAUACAUCAGCUCAAACGUUUUUAUUGAGUUUGGGUUGAGAUAGAAGUAAUCACCAUUUGAGAUGUCCAUGGGUACAGUGAAAAUGAAUAUUUUUUUUGGUCAACCGAUCUCUUCAUGAAUAA